CUCCGUUUCUCUCAUCAUCUGACUGGGUGAGUAAUCGUUGGUAUGUCAGCAAUGAUAUAAUGAUCGCCCUGGCUGCAUACCAGGCUUAAUCAGAGGACUAUGAUAGGAGACGAAUGCGUCAAACCCAAACCACCCCCGAGACCAUGCCAUCAUACGGUCAGGACGUUGAGCAUCAGGGGUGGGUGAUCUGCGUAAACCCAAAAGAUUGAUGCGAAAAACGGCGAAGCUUAAUCGCCAAGCCCUAUGGAACCCAGUUCCUCUGGUCUAUGGUAGGAUGUGCUUCCCGAAAGUCAGUCCGGAGGACGCCGUAGUGGCAUUAUUUGCCCCUAUAUUCCGGAUUUCGUACUUUAUCCCGUCUUCAGAGGUUAAGGACGCUAGUAGGUCGACUGGUAUAGAGGCAUGGGUGCAGCGGUGCAUGAACGGUCUCGCGAUCAUUGGCCCGAUCGUUGGGAUCAUUAUCGCUACAUCCAUCGUCGCGGUGCACUGUGCAGACUGCAACGACUGCGUAGGUUGGAAAAGGGGGGCAUCGGUCGGUGGGAUAGGACCCCUUGCUAACUCUGAUAAAUUCUCCGAAGACCCAGCUCACUGCCGGAGGCUGGUUGCUGCAUUGGGGGCAAGCCCGAUAGUCCGAGGGGCACCGACAACCUUUCAUUAUUCACGACCGUGAGAUAUCGGAAGCCAGAAUCUUUAGUUUCAAUGCCGCGUCGGAGGCUCGGGGCAAACUACGUAAGACUGUCAGUACUCAGGCCUCGGAGA
Aspergillus ibericus CBS 121593 is the source of this 756-nucleotide messenger RNA. RefSeq lists its product as uncharacterized. The record is from RefSeq and is a predicted model, not a curated record. The transcript has 4 exons. NCBI's taxonomy places the organism in Eukaryota, Fungi, Ascomycota, Eurotiomycetes, Eurotiales, Aspergillaceae. The coding region runs from base 209 to 667 and encodes 152 amino acids.